CCUUCUCUCUGUCUCUCUCUCUCUCUCUCCCCAUCUCUUUCUCUCUGUCUCUCUCUCCAUCUCUCUCUGUCUCUCUCAGGGUGAUGGUAAUAUCCGGUACUAUGAGAUCAGCUCAGAGAAGCCCUACAUGCACUUCCUCACAGAGUACCGCUCACACACUCCUCAGAAAGGAAUGGGUAUCAUGCCAAAGAGAGGCCUGGACGUGAGCUCCUGUGAGGUGUUCAGGUUCUACAAACUGGUGACGAUCAAGGCCCUCAUCGAACCCCUCUCCAUGAUCGUACCUCGCAGGUCGGAGUCGUACCAGGAUGACAUCUACCCCAUGACGGCGGCGAGCGAGGCCGCCAUGUCGGCCGAGGAGUGGCUUAGCGGCAUUGACAAAGGCCCGGUGCUCCAGUCUCUGAAGCCUGGGAGUCGAGUACCGGACUCCUACCCGGAGCUGAGCUCCGGCCUGGGCAGUAAGGGGCUGGGCAACUCCCUGGGCUCUCGGAGGUCCCAGAGCCGACCAGGCCAACUGCAGCUGGCGUACAUCCAGGACCAGCUUGGCAACAAGGAGUGCAGGAGUAAGACGUCGGUCAGCAACGGACAGGACCCCACGCUCUGCUCGCCUCCCAAAACAGAGAACGAGGUAUGGGGCGGUUUCGAUCUGCGUCUGAAGUUCCACAAGCAGCAGGAGGAGAUCCGGCGUCUGCGGGAGAUGCUCAACCAGAGGGACGUACGCAUCAAGCAGCUGGAGCUGGAGAUCAACAACGUGAGGAAUUCCCAGGACUCGCACUGAGAAGAGGCUCCUCUUGCCCCCUCCGUCGUACCAAGCCACCCUCACCUCUCCCUGGAUUACUCUCUGACCACCCCCUCCCCCGCUCUCUCACCCUGGGGGUCUCACUGUAAUUAACACCCCUCUAACCCCUCAACCCCCACCUUCCUUACCCGAAAGACAAGGGCCCUUCCCAGGGUCCUCGCUGUCUCAUCGCAGAACACUAUCUGUCUAUGUGGAUGGGUCAAAGCCUCACCAGGGCUUCUCAUGUCCCCCAUAUAUGUACAUACACCGAUAGACUCUCAGUCACUCCUCAAUAUGUAUCAUAUUUUAAUGCUACUGCAUCAACAUACAUGUAAGCCGCUUGUCCCUCUCCCUGCUCCUCUCCCCAAAGUCCGUUUGCCUUUUUCCUUUUGUACACUUCAGAGCUAUGCAAGUUUGAUGUAUUUUAGUUUUGUUUUUGUGGUAAAAACCAAACAUGUUUAUGCCCUUUUUAUUUGAAAAAGAAUGAAAAUAAGAUGUACGUGCCUGUCUUUAAAAGAUGCUGUGGUUGUCUGCUGGUUAUAUUUGAAUGUUGUCCGGAUGGGAGCAGAUGUCACACAUGAUUGUAAGAUACACUGAAUUGAUUUCCUAUGCUUUGUGAUUUUGCAUAUUUAAACAACUGUACAUGGAUGGAUGGAUGCUGGUGGAGAUGUCUGCGGUGGUGUCUACAUCUAGAAUGACAGAGUAUAUGUGUGGGUGAGAGACAGACAGGGGGAAAGAGACGUGCGUCAUUUUGUAUAUAUUGAGUCAAUUUGGCUCUUUUCCAUUUAAAGGUAGGCUCAGCGAUAUGACGUCGAUGCAGAAAGUAAACAUAGUGGGUCAAUUUCCACAAUAAGGGCGUUGAAGCGCGAGGCAAAACUUCUCUGCUUUAUUUUGUCCCGCUACGGUUGUGUGAACAAGCGUGAAGCGAACCCGUGCACAUGCGCAGAUACAGUCUGUGACUGUGUGAGAACGAAGUCUUGCAUCUCACUCGUCACAAUAUCUGCGGUGCUGCUCGUGGCAACGUCAUUUCACUGAGUCCAACUUUAAUGAAGCUGCGUUUUGUUUUAAUGACUGGUAAACUGGUGAAAGAUCAAUCAACUGAAAGAACAAUCGUUUCCCAGCAGCUUUUAAAUACACCAUUUAUUUUUCCUGAAAGCAGCCCAGGGAAUCUCACUUGUCGUUUUUAAAAUAGCAUUUAUUUAUUCUGUUUUUUUAAUUUGUUGACAACAAAAAAAAGGUAGUAUGGAAUGAUGACCAAUUACAGAGGCAUGUUUUCACACCAGUGGCCACAGCCAUGCUUCAGACACACCAUUGAGUACGUCUAACACUAUCAGAUAACACACACACCACAUCAUGUAGGGAGUGGGUUGGUAGGGCACACAAAGUUUUACUGUUUGGUGCUGGUCCAUCUGUUUUCAUUGUUCCGAAGCCACUGUGUAAAAGUAGGAAUGAUUGUUUUAAAAAAGGGAUUGAAUGAACCUCAAAAAGCCAUUGUGGAAUAUAUGACUUAACAGGGAACUUGAUAACUGUGUUGUUAAUUUGUAAGUGCUGACCCAAGUGAUUGGGUUGUCUCUUGAAAACGACAGAGGAAACUGUAAAAGGGAAUAUAUGUGUUUGGAGCAGGCUCAUUUGUUCAGGAUAACACUAAGCCUUUGUUUUUGAUAUGAUGUCCAUUUCUUUUGUGAUGCACUACAGAGGAGGCUGGUUGGAGGAUCUGUAGGAGGCCAUGCUCAUUUUAAUGGCUGGAAUAGAAUGAAUGUAACAGAGUCAAACAUGUGUUUGAUAUCAUUCCAUUUAUUCCAUUCCAGCCAUCACAAUGAGCCCAUCCUCCUAUAGCUCCUCCCGCCAGCCUCCUCUGCAAGUACUUACUUGGUGGUUCAUAAUAUUUUGAAAUGGAAAUACUAUGACAAGAAAUGGGAUUGGAACUGCUCUGUAAUUGUGCAUCAUAAUAUGUUAGUUAGACAAUCAGAGACCCACUGCCCCUGUCCAAAGAAAAGCAAGAGGCCAACGUUUGACUGUAUUUAAAUCUCAACAUUUUACACAAGCACGGAUCACAUACGCCAAAAUAUAAUUGUGAGCUAUUCAACACUUGUGAGGAGGCAUCUAGAGAAGACAUCCCCUAUUCCCAUAGAGAACCGUGGUCAAAGAGCAGCAUUAGGGCAAGCCAACCAUUGUCACCGCUAGUAUAGAUUUAUUAAUAAAACAUUAACAUGUAACUGCAUAAGCUUGGAUAAUAUUGCACUAAGUGGGCCAGGGCACCUGCAAUGGUUUUGGUUUUAGCCUUAUUUGUCGGCUCAUAAAUGCUAUUGUAUGUAGGCCAAUGUAGCUCAGUCAGAGUAUUGCCAUUUGAAGGGUAAUAUUUCUAAAUGGUACUUGACUGAAUGGAGUCACUACUUAGCUAAUGGCACCUUAGGGAAGACAGUCUCAGAAACAAUCCGAAUGCGACUGUUAUUGUAAUCCAGAUGGUCAUUGUGGAGUGCAUGUAGUCUAUCUUGUCUAGCUAGCUUGGCAUGUGUACUUUAGCAAUAAGUCUCUCGGUCUUUUGUAGACCUUUUGCAUUUACUGCCAACUACAAUGGCUAGAUAUCUGGCAAUCACAUCCCUGUACUACUACUUUGGUGCUUGGGCCUCUUUAAGCAUUGUAGACUUCACCGACUGCUGUAUCCCAUUUCUCUUCAGAAAAGAUACGGUCAAGACCAAAUCACAAAGUCCAUUCCAGGGACUUGAUGGCAUUUUAAAUCCCCAAACUGUGUGUGUGUCCCAUUUACAUUUUUACAGAAGCAAUAUUUUAGCAGUAGAAAGAGCAGUAGUUCGAGGGACAUACACUACGAUCACUAGCAUUAUCUUGCUCAUUGGAAACAAGGACAUCUGUAUAAAUAAGUUGAAAAUGGAGGGUUUCUGCUGGGCAAUAUCAUGACUGAGCCUUACUGUGCCUAAGAAUCAAGCUGCAAUUUUAGUUUUCUUUUGUAUAGGUAUUAUGAUGUCUUUCAGAACGAAUAUUAUUAUUAGUGUUCACACAACUCACAAAUACAGUGAACAAUUUAUGAAAUGAUUCUAAUUUUGUUCCUGUUAUGUUUAAUAUUGUUUUUAUAUAUAUCAAGAACUACAUCAGGUGUAGAGAAUUAAAAAAAUAGGUGAAAACAUUACUUUGGAUCAUUUACGUCUUUUUUCAAGUCUUUUGAUACACAUUUGAAGUCCCGCCCAGUUGACUACUUCAAAAUUGUGAAAGUCCUCAAUGGCACUUCCCAUGCUAAAACAGGCUUUUGUGCACUAGUCCUCCAUCUAUCUCUAUGGUUCAGGUGCAUUAUGACAAAGAGGAAGAGGGAGAUCCAACUACCGGAAAAUCUGACUCCCUCCAGCAGGUGGCAUUUUUUGUUGUUGUUUAGCACACCAAGGAGUUUUUGUAUGGAGGUCAAUGAGAAAGUGUCACAUUUUGUCAAUAAAACAAUGAAUGGCU
This is a messenger RNA of Oncorhynchus kisutch (coho salmon), 4231 nucleotides long. Its product is annotated as coronin-2A-like. The record is from RefSeq and is a predicted model, not a curated record. Gene Ontology annotation, molecular function: actin filament binding. NCBI's taxonomy places the organism in Eukaryota, Metazoa, Chordata, Actinopteri, Salmoniformes, Salmonidae. Bases 128 to 775 code for a protein of 215 amino acids. The transcript is spliced from 5 exons.